Molecule: messenger RNA, 1425 nt
Organism: Mycena citricolor
Lineage: Eukaryota; Fungi; Basidiomycota; Agaricomycetes; Agaricales; Mycenaceae
Source: the annotation of a GenBank genome assembly
AUGGUUGUCAUAACCACAUCCAGCAAGAAGCGGAAAAGCACAAAGAAGGAGCGCGGGAACUUGCGUCUGUGGGCUGAAGGAGCACAGGAGGAUACCCUCCGAAAGCAUUUGAAUCGUGUUUCCGAGGCAAGACUGCGAGGAACGUGGGCGCAAGAAAGGGCCGCAAUCCAGGCAGCGUGCAAUGAAUAUCAUGCGCGUAUUCCUUGGAACACCCCAGACCACGUGGAACCUACCAUUGUGCUCGACUACGACCCAAAGGCUCCAACUGCGGCUGAAGACCUGACAGAGGAGGAGGAGAAAGAGAAAUGUCGCCUCAUCGCCGUGUGCAAUGCUCGUAUAACCCGAUGGUACACAUACCGUAUCAGACGCGCGCUCAAGAAGCAGCGGGAGAAUACCCUUGAUCCCUGCAAAAAUCCAUUUGCUGUAUUGCUCGGCAAGCUCUCUGGCCUUGCCCGCGCCCCCAGAGCGCGACAGCCCUUCCAGCAGUUUCAGCGCGAGUCAUGGAGGGAGAAGAUUGCACCAAUCAUUGCCAUUCGUCGUGCAGAGCUUCCACCGGGUGCCCCCUACCGGGCUGGGUUUCGAGCGGGCGUUGCACGGGAGCUCUUUGCGGGAUUGUCAGAGGAGGAUAAGCAGGGUCUAAGACAACGGGCAACGGAGGAGGCGGAUGUGAAAAAGCGAGAGUAUCUGGAGGGUCUGAAGGCUGAGCCGUCUCGAGAGCCGUUGGACGUUCACAACGCUAUCUGGGCCAUUCACAGCGUCAUCUACCCCAUUCUUGAGGGAAUCUACAAACGCACUGGGCUGCAGGCACAUCUCAUUUGCGGGGGACCUACACCGGAGUUCGGGGGCGAGAUCCGCACACACAUUAUCUCCUAUGGCGAAAACAAUGACACCGUCCCAGUGUCGUGGGCCGAGUGGGAUGAGGAUCGAUUCACAAAGAAUGUGCGAAAGUUCUUCAUCGAGUAUCUGCAAACGGUCUACACGGCGGAAGACUGCGCAGCUGCGGCACUUCCGCAGGACGUCCUCGACACCCUCAUCCACCAGGGGGAUCUGUAUACGAUGCCCGAGGAAAAGCCUCGUGAUGUCAAUGGUCCCUCUUCUAACGAGGAUGACGAUGACGAGGAUGUGAAUUCGACUGAUUCAGAUUCGGACACGGACACGGAUGUGGAUGCGGUUGCCCUGGCCAAUGCGGUAAAGAAGAAGAAGGCGCGAUAUGCAAAGGAGAAGGGUGGUAGAGGAGUGCUGAUGAUGAAGGAGAAGCAGAAGGCGGGUAAUGCGGUUGACAGGGCAAGAGCUCGGCCCAAGCCAAAACCCAAGACGAACGCUGCGAGCAGCGCUACCGUUACCCAAGGCGAGGUUACGUCCAUGUCCUCCGCUCGCUCAGCAUCCUUCUCUACCACUACACCUUUGGAUGUCCCAGAGGCUUGA